UCUCUUUCACAUAUAUAUACUGUAAUUUCUGGUAGAACCCCAGUUGUAGGCUCCAGCGCAAGAGGGUAUUGCAGACAAAACCAUCACAAAAACAGAAAACGAUUUCCCUUAUUGAUAAUGUCGUUGAAACAGGCCUCAGGUUUCACAAAGCAACCUCUGUGAAAAUGAGACUUCAAAUUUACAACAUUGUCGAAAAUCUUAAAGAUUGGUACAAAAAGAAAUGGCUUUAAAGGCUGUACCAAUCUGUGUUUCGUUUUCUGAAUUGGGUCUCUGUGAUUUCGUUCAAAACAAGAAAAGAAUUCCCCUUUUUAGUUCUUAUAGGGUUAAUGUUGCAAAAUUGAGGAAAUGGGAGUGUUUGGGUUUGAAACUGGCCGAACCCGAUAGGGCACAAACACAUGUUGAAGGUGAGAAGACUUUGAGUCCAUCUGAUUUAGGUUCGAAUUCAACAGAUGGGGGAAUUGAAGAGACCCAGAUCACGGAAUCCUCAGGAUUUCAUAAAGAUUUGAAUUCUUUGCCAAAACCUUUAUCGGCCACAGAUCUUGUCUCUUCUGGUAACGAUGGGUCAAAAGUACGAGUUGCUUAUCAGGGUUUGCCGGGUGCAUACAGUGAGGCUGCUGCUCUUAAAGCCUACCCAAAAUGUGAAACAGUCCCAUGUGACCAAUUUGAAUCCGUAUUCAAGGCAGUUGAGUUAUGGUUGGUGGAUAAAGCAGUGCUCCCAAUUGAGAAUUCUGUAGGGGGAAGUAUUCAUAGAAAUUACGAUUUACUCCUUCGUCAUCGGCUUCAUAUUGUUGGUGAAGUGCAGUUGAUUGUUAAUCAUUGCCUCUUGGGUAUGCCUGGAGUAAGAAAGGAGGAAUUAAAGCGUGUUUUAAGCCACCCACAGGCACUUGAUCAAUGUGAGAUUGCACUUAACAAGUUAGGCGUUGUGAGAGUUAAUGCAGAAGAUACUGCUCUUGCAGCUCAGAUUGUAGCCUCAGAAGGCAUACGAGACACUGGAGCAGUUGCAAGUUCUCGAGCUGCAGAAAUUUAUGGGCUUGAUAUUCUAGCACAAACAAUCCAGGAUGAUUUAGAUAACAUAACUCGUUUUCUAAUACUAGCAAGAGAACCUAUAAUCCCAGGAUUUGACAAGCCCCAUAAGACGAGCAUUGUGUUUACAUUAGAAGAAGGCCCAGGGGUCUUGUUCAAGGCUUUAGCUGUGUUUGCUCUAAGGGAGAUCAACUUAUCAAAAAUUGAAAGCAGGCCUCAAAGGAAGCGUCCACUUAGGAUUGUUGAUGAUAGCAACAAAGGGAGUGCAACGUACUUUGAUUAUCUAUUUUAUAUUGACUUUGAAGCUUCAAUGGCUGAGCCUCGUGCCCAAUAUGCUCUUGGACAUCUACAGGAAUUUGCAAGGUUUAUUCGUGUUCUUGGGUGCUACCCAAUGGAUACAGCUCUAUAGAUCAUGGCUUAAACCCUAAACCUUUUUGUACGCCUUGUACUACAUCAGUUUGACAGCUGUACGUUAUCAACUAUAUUUGAAGAGAAGACCAUCACAUAAAUCCUUUCUUUUAUUCGUUUUUUUUUUUUUUUUCUCGUGUUGUAUGCAUUUUAGUUGGUCAUUGCACAGCAAAGUAAAUUUGGAAACCAUUUUUUUUUGUUUUGUUUCGUGUAUUUUGUGGAGGGAAUGGUUGGAUAGUGGUUGUGAUAAAGAUCUCAUGCAAAGUUUUGUGACUUUGGAUUCUUUGUAAAACAAUAAAUUUGGUUCCACAUCUUUGAUUUAUUAUUAUUAUUA
Messenger RNA from Lactuca sativa (garden lettuce), 1765 nucleotides. RefSeq names its product arogenate dehydratase 1 (gene ADT1). Gene Ontology annotation, cellular component: cytoplasm; chloroplast. The record is from RefSeq and is a predicted model, not a curated record. Gene Ontology annotation, molecular function: arogenate dehydratase activity; prephenate dehydratase activity. Lineage: Eukaryota; Viridiplantae; Streptophyta; Magnoliopsida; Asterales; Asteraceae. Gene Ontology annotation, biological process: L-phenylalanine biosynthetic process.